This is a messenger RNA of Adineta ricciae, 1086 nucleotides long. Lineage: Eukaryota; Metazoa; Rotifera; Eurotatoria; Adinetida; Adinetidae. The record is from the annotation of a GenBank genome assembly.
AUGUAUACUCAAUUAAUCAGAGAAAUUCUUGUUGAACCGGAAGAUGAUAAGCAAUUUAUUCAAGAAUUUACUGAUUAUUGUCAAAAGAGUCCAAAUGCGACGAAAUCUAAUCCAUAUGAAGUUAACGAUUUUGGUGAUAAUUAUAAACCUAAAGAAAAACCGAUUUGGUGGUAUACAAAACAAAUCUUUAUUUACGGAUUAGUUAAUAAAGCUUUACGUGAACAACAAUUUGAUAUGAUUAUUCGUCUUGGUUUUUUUUUAUUAAAGAUGCUCAUUUGGAUAUUGAAAAACUUCAUAAAGAAUAAAAACCGAAGAAAAAAGACAAAAAAAGGUGAAGGUGGAUUUUUAGCAUUCAAUAGUUUUUCAUCAACCAGUCUGAAUAUAUCGGUUGCUGAUGGUUUUAUUAACGAGAAUGUGGAACAAGAACGUCCAAUUAGAGUUGUGUUCAUUAUAACUGUUGAUCCAUCUGUUUCAUCAGCAAUUUAUGCUGAUAGUGUACAACUUAGUUUAAUGGAUCGUAUACGACAAGAAAUUGAAGGAUCAACACCUUUAUAUAAAUUCGGUGCUUUAAUGAUUAAAGUUGGUCAAUUUAAUAAAACAAAAGAAACUUAUCAUAAGUUUAAAAGAAAUACCAAUGAUGAAGAAGAAAAAGCUAAUAUUGAUCAUCAAUUAGAAUUUAUUGAAUAUAAACAAGGAAAUACAAAGGAAGCUUUGUUUUUUUAUCAAGAUAUUUUAAAUAAAAUUUAUGACAAAUCUUCACCAAAUGAAGCAAUCUUAGCUACAUGUUACAAUAAUAUUGCAUCAGUUUAUGAUCAUCAAGACGACUGUCGACAAGCAGUAGAGCGUUACGAAAAAGCAUUAGAGAUACAUAAACAAUCAUCUAUUCCAAAUCAUCCUGAUGUAGCUACAUUACACAAUAAUAUUGAUUUGAGACAUAUGAAAAGUCAAAAUAAUAAAGAAGCUUAUAAAUCUUUCCAAAAUAUUGUUAAUAUUGGUACAAAAGAUUUGCCUGCUAACCAUACAGAUUUAACAACAUAUCAAAAUCAUUUAAAACCUAUGAGCGAAAAGCUGAAUAAAUAUAAUUAA